Molecule: messenger RNA, 1219 nt
Organism: Melanotaenia boesemani (Boeseman's rainbowfish)
Lineage: Eukaryota; Metazoa; Chordata; Actinopteri; Atheriniformes; Melanotaeniidae
Product: carbonyl reductase [NADPH] 1-like
Exons: 7
Coding region: 130-957 (275 amino acids)
Molecular function (GO): carbonyl reductase (NADPH) activity
Source: RefSeq, a predicted model, not a curated record
UUUGAAAAGUCUUCCGGGUAUGCGCACUGACGCUGCGCGUCGCCCCCCGACGUUCCUCCUGUUUUCCUCUGCGCUUCGUCGCUUCUUUUUCACUUGUCAUCCUCCUCUUCCUCACCGCCACUCGCAAACAUGUCAACCAGGGUUGCUGUGGUAACGGGUAGUAACAAAGGCAUUGGACUUUCCAUCGUCCGAGCGCUCUGCAAGCAGUUCAAAGGGGAUGUUUACCUGACCGCCAGAGACGUUGAUCGAGGUCAGGCAGCUGUGGAGUCUCUGGCCUCAGAGGGUCUGAAGGCUUUGUUUCACCAGCUGGACAUCAAUGAGCUGAACAGCAUCAUCAGUGCUGCUGCUUUCUUCAAAGAGAAGUAUGGAGGAGUGGAUGUCCUUAUCAACAACGCUGGGAUUGCAUUUACAAUGGCAGACACAACUCCGUUUGCUGUCCAGGCCGAGGUCACCAUGAAGACAAACUUCUUCGCCACCAGAGACAUGUUGACUCAUUUCCUGCCGCUCAUCAAAGCUGGAGGUCGUGUGGUGAACAUGUCCAGUUUUGUCGGCAGCCAAACUCUGAACAAGUGCAGUCCAGAGCUUCAGCAGCGUUUCCGCAGUAACGACAUCACCGAGGACGAGCUGGUGGGACUGAUGCAGAGAUUUGUUGAUGAGGCCAAGCGAGGCGAGCACAAGAACAGCGGCUGGCCUGAUACGGCGUAUGGAAUAUCUAAAACUGGACUGACGACGCUGUCCUUAAUUCUGGCUCGUCGCUUGUCUAAGGAGAGACCAAACGAUGGGAUCUUACUGAGUGCCUGCUGCCCAGGUUGGGUCCAGACUGACAUGGGUGGCAAGAGAGGAGAAAAGUCGCCAGAAGAGGGCGCCAUUACUCCUGUUUACCUGGCCCUUCUUCCGCCAGGAGCCACAGAGCCUCACGGAAAGUUUGUCUCUGAUAAGCAAGUUCAGCCGUGGUGAAAAAGUCACAGGCAGCUAAGGCCUGGUACACACAAAGAUUUUCUAAAUCUGAACAGAUCUUUUAUCUGCUAGAGACCUCACAGACGAAGAUAAAAAAAAUCAGACAUUUAACAGUGUUGACUGUCUGUGGUAGCUUAAAUAAUUUCAUCACAGAACAACACACACAAAACGAGGAUGUCCUGCAACCGAUCUACAGUCUAGUCCUCCAAGCCGGACAUCUCGCAUGAUCAAACAUGAUCUGAAAAAAAGCACAACACACACA